Messenger RNA from Chlamydomonas reinhardtii, 2815 nucleotides. RefSeq lists its product as uncharacterized. The transcript has 11 exons. Gene Ontology annotation, biological process: protein phosphorylation. The coding region runs from base 285 to 2255 and encodes 656 amino acids. The record is from RefSeq and is a predicted model, not a curated record. Gene Ontology annotation, molecular function: protein kinase activity; ATP binding. NCBI's taxonomy places the organism in Eukaryota, Viridiplantae, Chlorophyta, Chlorophyceae, Chlamydomonadales, Chlamydomonadaceae.
CUAAAAUAUCGCGAGUUAUUCACAGCGGCCAGGUCCAACGUCUAAGACCUCGCGUGUCCGUGUUCGAGAAGACAGGCACUGCUAUUUCAAUAGCUAGAUAAGCAGCCGACAUCUAAAGGUCUAAUUGGUGUGGCUGUGUCCUCAGGGCAGCAGACGGACCAUAGCGCUACAGGAGCAGGACCACAGCAGCCGGGGCGCCGGAGCGCACGAGCGCAGCGGCGCAGCGCGCUAGCCGCCCAAGCGCGGCACGCCGUUGAGCGGCGGACCAGGCGGCUCGCCAGGAGAUGGCGAAGGACGGGUCUAAGGACCGGCAGUUCAAGGUCCUGAAGUUCUUGGGGAAAGGCAGCUAUGGCUCUGUCUUCCUGGUCCAGCGCCUGGCGGACAGCCAGACGUACGCGCUCAAGGAGAUGGACGUGCGCAGCAUGAGCCAGGCGGAGCGCGAGGACAGCAUCAACGAGAUCCGGCUGCUGGCCUCCGUGAACCACCCAAACGUGGUGUGCUACAACGAGGCCUUCCUGGACGGCAACCGCCUGUGCAUCAUCAUGGAGUACGCGGCAGACGGCGACCUGGCCAAAGUCAUCAAGAAGCAGCAGAUGAUGAAACGGCCGCUGCCCGAGGACAUGAUAUGGAAGUAUUUCAUCCAGGUGGUAAUGGGCCUUCAAGCGCUGCACAGCAUGAAGAUCCUGCACAGAGACAUCAAGCCCGGCAACAUUAUGGUGUUCGACAACGGUGUGGCCAAGAUCGGCGACCUGGGUAUUGCCAAGCUGCUCACCAAGACCGCGGCAGCCAAGACGCAGAUCGGCACGCCUCACUACAUGGGGCCUGAGAUCUGGAAGAACCGGCCCUACUCGUACACCUCGGACACCUGGGCCAUUGGCUGCCUGCUGUACGAGCUGGCGGCGCUGGCGGUGCCCUUCGAGGCGCGGUCCAUGAGCGAGCUGCGCUACAAGGUGCUGCGCGGCACGUACCCGCCCAUCCCCAACACCUUCUCCCGCGACCUGCAGCAGAUGGUGCGCGAGUGCCUGGACCCCAACCCCGACAAGCGCCCCACCAUGGACCAGAUCCUGGCCUCCGCCGCCGUGGCCAGCCGCGCCAAGCUGGUGCCGCACGAGAGCCGCCACCCGCCCGCCACAGCCGGCAGCAACCUGGUGGAGACCAUCAAGGUGCCUCGCGGCAACAUCGCCGCCAUCCGGAACAAGCUGCCGCCCGCGCAGUAUGCCACCGACAUGCUUAACAUCGGCAACGGCCCCGGCGGGCACGCCCAGAUGGCCACCAUCGAGGAGGGCAGCGAGGACGGCACCACCGGCCGCCUGCCGCCGCCGCACCAGCCGCAGUACCAGCAGCAAUUGCCGGUCCGCGCGCCGCCCGCCGCCGCCGUCAACCGCGUGCCCGGCGGCAUGCCGCCCAUGCCGCCCAUGCCCAAGCCCAACUACCCGCCGCCCAUGAAGGCGGCGGCGGCGUACCCGCCGCCGGCGCCGUCCGCCGCGGCGGGCGGCAAGCUGCCGCAGCUGCCGGGCAUCAACGGCGGCGGCAUGCAGGACGUAAAUGCGGCGGCGGCGGCGUACAAUGCGCGCCUGGCUGCGGCAGGGCUGCGCCCGCCUGCGCUGAACGCGGUGCCGCCGCCGGCGCCGCCCAGCCACGGCGGCGCGAGCGCCUGGUCGUACGCGCAGGCGCCGGGCGCCGGGCGCGGCGUCUCCGAGUCGCAUGCCAACUACGGUGCGUUCUACCACAACAACCAGAACGGCGGCUACACUCCAAGCAGUGCGGCGGCGGCGCGGGCGCAGCAGCAACAGCCCUCGCCGUGGCAGGCGGGCAACAAGUGGCCGCCGCAGCAGGGGCAGGGGCAGGGGCAGCAGCAGCAGCAGCAGCAGCAGCAACAACAACAACAGCAAGGGCCGCAAUCGCAGUACCAGUCGCCCUACAUCUCGCCCUAUGGCGGGCAACAACAGCAACAACAGCAGCAGCAGCAGCGGCAAUACGGCGGUCCAGGCGGGGGCGGCGGCGGCGGUGGGCUGCACCUACCCCAGCUGGCGCAGCAGCGGCCGCAGGUGGCGGCCAACUCCAGACCACCGCCGUGGAACUACGGCGGCCAGGCGCGGCGGCAACAGAGCAACGCGCGGGCCGCGGCGGGCAUUGCGGGCGCCGGCGCGCGGCCUGGCGGGCACUACGCCGGGGACCUGGGUGGCGGCGGCGACGCGCGUGUGCCGGCGUACCCGCCGCCGCAGUGGGCGCCGCGGCCAGCGCGCGGGUGGUAGGACACGGGUAAGGCGUGGUGUUGUGGCGGUGGUGGCAGUAGAUGUGUAAGGGCUCGCAAGGGCGAGUGCUUCCACAAGGCAGGUUUUGGUGUGGGAAGCAACAGGGAUUAAUUGAGGACGUAGAAGCGUUACGCUGCAGGGCUGACUGUUGGUGACAUGUGAGCGGCGACUUGGCUAAAACUGCACCUGAGGUUGGACGUUGGGAACAGUCUGUGUGUCAGUGCGGUAGGGAAGAAGCAGGUUUGCUUAGUACGUGUGCAGCCUACGUAACCGUGUUGACCUGACAUACGAUGUGUAUGGUCAAGUUGCUUGGGUGCGAGACCAUGAACUAGGUGUUCUGCAAUGAAGUUUCAAGAUAGGUUUGGUGCGGGUUUUACGGUAUGCGUGUUUAUGAGCACGUCUGAUCGGAACCUGAAGAGCUUUCGUGCGGGGCAAGACGUCGUGUGGUUCGUCCAGCAGCAAACCCAGCGAGUUUUAUGCCAUGAAGUAAAUGAUAAUGCUCUCGACUACUCCAACAAACAUGCGCACACGCAUGCAGUUGUUUGACACCAACUGGCCUU